Ustilago hordei is the source of this 3903-nucleotide messenger RNA. RefSeq lists its product as uncharacterized. Gene Ontology annotation, molecular function: thiosulfate-cyanide sulfurtransferase activity; URM1 activating enzyme activity; nucleotidyltransferase activity. The transcript has a single exon. The record is from RefSeq and is a predicted model, not a curated record. NCBI's taxonomy places the organism in Eukaryota, Fungi, Basidiomycota, Ustilaginomycetes, Ustilaginales, Ustilaginaceae. The coding region runs from base 1 to 3903 and encodes 1300 amino acids. Gene Ontology annotation, biological process: protein urmylation; tRNA wobble position uridine thiolation. Gene Ontology annotation, cellular component: cytoplasm.
AUGGCCGACCCUCUUGCUGCGCUCUCAUCAGCUCCUCCGACACCAAAAUGGCAUCAGCAGUUGCCCAUCCGCACACCAAGCCAUGUCAAAAGAGCAGACUCAUCCCUGAGCGGACGGUGGAACUCGCUCUUCAGAGGAGGCGUCUCGCUAUCUAUAGAAUCGCUUCGAGCCCGUGCCAUAGAAGGCAAGAUAUCGCAAGACCAAAAUGCAUCACUUCGCUGGAUACAGUGGAAGCUCUUUCUGACCCAACACAUCUCUAGCAUCCCUUCGUCAUGGUCUGCUCUCUUGGGGCGGGAGAGGGACACCUACAAUGAACUGCGAUGUCGAUUGCUUCGAGCUCCAGAUGGCAAUUAUCCGCCCCAACUGGGCUUCGACGGCACACAUACGACUCUGGACUCUGUAGCAACCCUUUCCUCCUCCUCUUCAAUAAUCAGUCCAUACAGUGAUUCGAGGCGACAUACUUCCUCCCUGGUCAAUGAUCUUUCGGUCAACAACCCGCUCAGCCUAGACGAAUCCAAUCCUUGGAAGACGUACUACUCGGCUCUCGAGACUCGGAGGAUUAUCUUACAAGAUGUAGAAAGGUCAUUUCCUGACCUUGAUGUAUUCCGUCAAACGAGCGUUCAGCAGGCUCUGACCAAUAUCCUCUUUCUCUGGGCCCUCCAGAAUGAGGACGUCGGCUACCGACAGGGCAUGCACGAGCUCGCAGCUCUCCUCUGGAAAGUUCGAAGCGACGGCGCUCUUGACGCACGACACCUUGCCUCCCGCUCCCAACCAAAUGCUUCGACCCAGUCAUGCCAAGAUACUCCAUUUCAGCAUGCUCUCGCCGACGUCUUUGUCGAGCACGACGUGUAUGCGCUCUUCUGCGUCCUCAUGCAGAGCGCAAAAUGCUGGUAUGCUUGGCGCGACAGUCCCAGUACAACGACUGCUUCUCAACCUUCCCCAGCCGCCUCUCCCUCCUCUGCUGCGAGAAAGCGGUCGACUGCACAAGAGUCUGCCGAACAGCCACGCCGACCCCUUCCGAUCGUCGCCAAGUGCGAAUACAUUCUCGAUCUCUUGCGACACAUCGAUCCAGCCUUGGCACAGCAUCUCGAAACUCUCGGCAUCGAACCGCAGAUCUUUUGUCUUCGUUGGAUACGCAUGAUCUUCACCCGCGAAUUUGCCUUGGACGACGCUAUCGCUAUCUGGGACGGUCUCUUUGCUUCGGCCGGCUCUCUCGAGCUCAUCGACUACAUUUGCAUCGCCAUGCUUCUCCGCAUUCGCAACCAGCUUCUUGCCGCUGAUCACACUUCAGCCUUGCAGAGUCUACUACGAUAUCCUGCAGAGGCUCAGGUACAGCCGAGUCUUUUGGUCAAGCAAGCCAUGUACAUGAGAGAUCAUGGCCGUCAACCUAGCACUGGUGUCACAGUCGUCAUGCAGAACAGAGAUCUUCUAGGGAUUGCCGUGCGAUCCGUUGACGGAUCAUCCCAAGAAGCGUCGACGGCGCAGCACGCUCCUGCUUCACCGACGCAACGCUACGGAGCACAAAAAUUUGCCACUGUCGGAAGGGUUCCUUCUGCAGCUGGAGGAAGGCCUUCACCCUGGGGACGCCUUCAGGGAGAGACGAAUGCAGGAAAUGGCCAUGUAGCGACGCAUCUACCCAGACCUGACGCGAGACGCUGGCAAGGGCCUGCCUCGGCUGGAGACCCUCUGGGCGCUGCGGCUGCUGAUUCUGAUCCGAACGCACCUCGAGCCUUCGGCAUCAAUCCGUCCGCAUAUCUGCCUGAGGGCGUCAGCGACUUUGCAAAGAGCUGGUACGAACGUGCUGAGCUGCCACAAACCUUGAACAGCGCACUUGCCAAUGUCUCGAGAACUGUUGCUGCAGCAGCUGCUGGUGCCUACGGUACCAACAAACCCGAGACGUCCGGCUUCCCCUCUGGCUUCGAUCAAGCCUUCUCAGCGCAGACUGGGCCUCGCAGCAGUGGCACAGCCUCCACCGUUGGUCAUGCAGCAUCAGGCAGAACCAGACCAAAGCUGCCGAUCGCCAACGAGGCGGAAGGUCUCGAUCCUGUGCAGCCAGCACAACCAGUCUCAAUCCCAAGAUCGAGCGCAGAGCUUGCUGACCAACUUGCAAAGCUGACAACUGCCAACAGGGCCAUCGGCUCUGCGCUAUCAGCUUGCAUUGGCGUGCUCGAGCAGAACUGGCUAGAUCGAAAUACGGGCAGCGACUCAAAGCGGGACGAUUUGGAGCAGCGCGACCUUAAUACGCUCAUGAGCUUUACUGCACUUAAGCACAUUCGUGAUGUUCUUGACGGAAGAGCGAACGAGUUCGAUCCUGCCACCUUGCCGGCGUCCAUUGCGAAGAAGCCGAGCUCGACGGUCAAUCCAACAAAAACCAAGGAAGAAAGCGUUGGCCAGAGGAACACCCAGCAGGGAGGGGACAUUGCGCAACACGCUGCGACCAAGGGAGAUUCAUCGUCAAUACAGUCCGUGCAGAAGGAAGCAGCCGCGCCAAAGCCUUCCUCCCUGCCGAUGUCGCUGCCCGAGUAUGCACGAUACGGCCGGCAAAUGAUUCUUCCGGACUUUGGCCUUCCAGGACAACUUCGACUCCGGAAUGCUAAGGUGCUUGUGGUCGGUGCAGGCGGUCUUGGCUGUCCCGCUGUUCAAUACCUUGCAGCAGCUGGUGUCGGUCAGAUCUCCAUUCUGGAUCACGACGUGGUUGAGCCCUCCAAUCUCGCUCGACAGAUUCUGCAUAGCGAUGGGACAGUUGGUAUGUCAAAGGCCGUUUCGGCGGCUAAAGCGGCAAAGCAGAUUAAUCCGUACAUCACAGCCGUCCCGCUGGCAGAAGCACUCAGCUCCACCAAUGCUCGUCAAAUGAUGCGGGGCCAUGACCUUGUACUUGACUGCACCGACAACCCACUCACUAGGUACCUCAUCUCUGACGCUGCCGUACUUGAAGGUGUCGAAGUCGUCUCUGGCGCUGCACAAGGAUACGACGGUCAGCUUGUCGUGUUGCACAAGCGAAUCAAGCCGGAGUUUGCUGGUCCGAAAGUGUCUGCAGCAGCAGCAUCCAAUCAGAUUGUCCGCGGACCAUGCUAUCGUUGUCUGUUCCCGAUGGCGCCUCGUCCAGAUGAAGUCACUAAUUGCGAGGAUGGCGGCGUGCUUGGCGGCAUUACAGGUCUAGUGGGCACGAUGCAGGCCCUGGAAGCGGUCAAGAUCCUUGCUGGCAUCGGCGAAGACACACCACCAUUUCUGACGCUAGUAUCUCCGCUCACAUCUACACCGUUCCGAUGCGUCAAGAUCCGACCUCGUCGUAUCUCUACCUGUCGCUCCUGCGGAGAUCCGGCACAAGUCACCGAGCCGAUGAUCGCCAAUCUCGAGACAGAAGACUAUGUCUCUUUCUGCGGCCUCAACGCUCCUCCAGUUACCGAUGGAACUCUUCGCAGAACAAGGGUGUCCUUCAUGGACCCCAAAGCGUUGGUCGUGGAUGUGCGACCUACUGUCGAAUACGGGAUCACGAAGUUGGACGGCUCGCUCAAUCUGCCUAUUCAGUCGCUGCUCAAGGACCCCGAGGAUGCGUGGAAGAAGAUACACCAAGCUCAGCAAGGAUCGUCGGCUUCUUCAGUGCUGGUGGUCUGCAAGAAGGGCAACGACUCUCAAUUGGCGGUGCAGGCCUUGUUGAAGCAUCAGGAUGAGAAGGCAGAGCAGGAACGAAAACAAGCGAAAGAGGAGAAGGCAAACGCUCCAGUUCUUCCGAAAGCGCCCGCACAUCCAUUGGACGACAUCGCCUCCAAACAGGAAGCGGCAGCAGCUACUGAUGCGACAGCCAACAGAAAGCAAAGCGUCACUGCCUUGCAGAUCAGUGACCUGGCUGGCGGUCUCAGAGCUUACGCCAAGGAGAAAGAUCCCAACUUCCCAGUCUACUAG